Molecule: messenger RNA, 5036 nt
Organism: Peromyscus maniculatus bairdii (prairie deer mouse)
Lineage: Eukaryota; Metazoa; Chordata; Mammalia; Rodentia; Cricetidae
Gene: Dcdc2
Product: doublecortin domain containing 2
Biological process (GO): regulation of cilium assembly; cilium assembly; neuron migration
Cellular component (GO): kinocilium; microtubule organizing center; axoneme
Source: RefSeq, a predicted model, not a curated record
CGCUGCUCUCCACGCACGCUCAGGCAUGGACUCCCUACGGUGCGUGCGCCUCCGGUGUCCCAUGACUGACGGAGUCUGCGUCCUGUACCCCGGCGGGCACCUGCAAAUGUGAAGGAGGCGGUCCACGAACUGGUGUUGCAGGCCCGCGGAGUGCUAGCGGGUCCAGCGUCCAGCGGAGAAGAUGAACGGCCCCAGCGCCAGGUCCAGCCACCUGUCGCAGCCAGUGGUGAAGAGUGUGCUGGUGUACCGCAAUGGGGACCCCUUCUUCGCCGGGCGCCGUGUCGUCAUUCAUGAGAAGAAGGUGUCCAGCUUCGACGUCUUCCUCAAGGAAGUGACGGGCGGCGUGCAGGCGCCCUUUGGGGCCGUUAGGAACAUCUACACCCCGAGGACCGGCCACCGCAUCCGGAAACUGGACCAGAUCGAGAGCGGGGGCAACUACGUGGCUGGGGGCCAGGAAGCCUUCAAGAAGCUCAAUUACUUGGACAUAGGAGAAAUCAAGAAAAGACCAAUGGAAACUGUUAAUACUGAGGUGAAGCCAGUCAUCCACAGCAGGAUCAAUGUGUCUGCUCGCUUCAGGAAAUCGCAGCACGAGCCUUGCACCAUUUUCUUGAUUGCAAAUGGAGACCUCAUAAACCCAGCUUCUCGACUCCUCAUCCCUAGAAAAGCUUUGACUCAGUGGGAUCACAUACUGCAGAUGGUCACAGAGAAAAUAACUCUUCGGAGUGGGGCUGUCCACAGGCUUUAUACUUUAGAAGGAAAACUGGUUGAGAACGGGUCAGAGCUGGAGAAUGGGCAGUUUUACGUGGCCGUUGGCAGAGAUAAGUUUAAGAGACUGCCUUACAGUGAGUUACUUUUUGACAAGUCAGCAAUGAGAAGGCCUUAUGGUCAGAAAGCGUCUUCACUGCCUCCCAUGGUUGGAUCGAGGAGGUCUAAAGGGAGUGGAAAUUAUCGCCAAUCUAAGUCAACCAUCGGUUCCAGCGAUAACUCAUCUCCUCAGCCUCUGAAGAGGAAAGGGAAGAAAGAUUCAAAUUCAGAAAAAACCACAAAAGUGAAACAAAAUGUGAAGCCGAAGGAUUCCCCAAAAGCAGUCCUAAACAAUGAUGAAGGCAUUUUUAAAGCUGGAGCAGAGAGAUCUGAAACCAGGGGGGCAGCAGAAGUCCAAGAAGAUGAAGACACGCAGGUUGAGGUUCCAGUUGACCAGAGGCCAGCAGAAAUAGUUGAUGAGGAAGAAGAUGGCGAAAAAACAAACAAAGAUGCCAAGCAGAAAGAAGACUUCUCAGCAAUGAAUGGUGACGCUGAAGAUGGAGAGGGUAGUGAGGCUGCUGAUGCCCCUAAGCGAGAGGAGGAAAUCCCAGACCAUGGAGAGGAGAAGGCAAGUUCCUCUCGGGUAAACGGUGUCACUGAUGAAGAGAAUGGUGAGGAACUGGACCAGGUCACUGAGGAGCUUCAACCAGCAGUGGAUGAGGAGGGAAAGACUGAAGGAGACAACAGUGGACAAGAUGAGGCUGACUUAGAUGCCCAAAGACCACCAAGACCAGAAGUGACAGUCACCAGUCCUCAAGAAAAGGAAGAGAAUGAACAAAACAAGGACUCUUCUGCUGUGGCAUAGAUGCUUUUAAAGCAGGAACUAGAUGGGAUUGAUGGGCAUUUCUCUUUAAUGGAGCAUCACUUUUUGUUCCCGCCUUUUCUCCAUUUCACUGCGAUUCUUAGACUCCAGGGUCCCUCUUGACAGCUGCCUUAAUGAGGCACAACACUGACAUUUUGAAUGAGAAAUAAACUGAGCUUUUAAGAACAUUUCAAGAAGGUUACAGGCAUAAUAAUGGCCACAAAAAUGUUGAAAUAAAUGAGAACAUCAUCUUCUCCUGUGCAUGUAUUUUAAUACCUGGGACCCAAACAUGUGACUCAAAUCAAAAUCUUCUCUAUAUGUUGUCUAACAAAACAUGGAAUCAGUUAUCCAUUGGGGAUUAAAACUGUAGGCAUAAUUCUGAAGGUGACCUUAACAAAAGUUGCAGGUCCGUACACCUCUCAAAAGCGGCAGUCUCCUCUAUGGAAAUUGGGUACCUAUGAUAGGUUAGGUCCACAAGUAAGUGAGACUUACUGACAGAGCAUAUGAAUGAGCUCUUGGUAAAGGGUCAUGCAUUGUUUAUAGAGAAGGCACUUGGAUAUAUAUCCAGUGUAUUGCUUUGAGGUGUCAGUUCUUUGUAAUUUCUUAGUUUUAAUUUUAUAUCAUUGCUGCCUUAGCCAUAUUUCAAUUUUAAAGACACUUAUGAUCACUGGUUUGGUGGUGGAAUUGGAACAUUGGGAGUUUUGCACUUGACUGGAAGUGACUUUGACAUCACCUUCAGGUGAGGGGUCUGUUACACGCUUGGCAUCUGUUGAAAUCUCUAUUGCAUGCCCAUCAACUUCCUGCUACUAUCACUACAGGGCAGCCCCCUCCUCUCUAUGUUCUCCUGGGGGUCUUGAGGAGACAUGUUAUUUAGGAUGUUAUUCUUGUAUUUUAUGUUUUAAUGUCAGAAUGCCAGACUCAUGGGAAGAGCAUGAUAUGGUUAUGUCUCCAGUUUUAUUCUGAAAGGGUUAAUUCUUGCUGUGGUGUCUAAAGACAUACCAUAUCAUACAUAUGGCUUAGAAUCAGUCACAUAUCUCUGUGGGUGUGUAGCUGUAACGUGACACUGAUAUGUUUUAUGCUGUCUAUCCUAGGGUAGGGCUCAAAACCUGUUAACUACACAUGUUUCUCUAGAAGCCUGGGGAAAUGGCUCAGCAGCUAAGGUGCUUGCUCCCCUACACUGGCAUGCACGUACACAAAGCUCCCCGCCCCCGGACAGCUGAAUAAAUAAAUGUAAAUGCAUUGUUUUCUUUAGAACACCCUGCCUUAUACACAGAGGAUGAAUUUCACUAAUUUAGAGAAGAUCAAUGUGCUUCAAGCUGAGGCUGCAGUUGGGCCCAAGAGGCUCACACCUGUAAUCUCACAGCUUGAGCGGGACGAAGAAUCAAGAGUUACAAGUUAUCCUUGGCUACAAAGUGUGUUUGGGGCUAACCUUUGCAACUUGAAACCCUGUCUCAAAAACCCACCAACCAACCAACUCACCUAACUACCCAUUAAAGCUGAACUUGCCACUGCAGAAAAAUCAGAAGGUAUAUUCAUCACAUUACCAGAAGGUACAUUCAGCAUGUUAAUCAUGUCUUCUUAAGAAUCAAUUCUGCACUCUUAUUGUUGUUGUUAAAGUAGCAAAGUGAAAAGGUAAAUGAAUCACUGAGUAGAAAGCUCCUCAUCUGAACUGGUGCCAAUCAGAACAAAACAGAAAACAUAAUGUAGAUGCUGCCUAUCAGUACUUCCGCUGGUGCCACCAUGCACUUUCAGACAUUAGGAAGGGCCUCCUCACUGAUGUCCAUUUAGCAAGGCUCUCAGGUGGAGAGAAACCAUGCUAGCAGUGUGAGAGCGAACAUGGAGAGGCCACUGUUAUCAUGGUGUUUUAAUAUUGCUUUACUGAGACCAAGAGAUGUACUAUUCUUCCCAAAUAAGAAAGUUACCAGCCUCAUUUAAACUAGGCAUGGUGGCACAUGCCUGUUACUCCAGUGCUCUAGAGGUAGAGGCAGAGGGAUCAGAAGUUCUAGGUCAUUCUCAGCUACAUAGUGAGUCCCAGGCCAGUCAGAGCUGUAAGCGAUCUGCCUAAAACGAAAAAGGAAGGGAUGCUAAAAUUAGUUUUAGUCACAUUUUAAAAUGAGAGAUAUGUAUUUUGUUGCCUGAAUUGAUGGCAGACUGCAGUUUGUGCAGCAUCAUAAAGUAGCAUGUAUACUAUUUUGUGGGCAGGGAGAAAAUCCAGGGCUCUUCUUUGUGUCCAGAAACCAGGUACAACAUAGUGUGACUGUAAUACAGUGUCACCCAGGGGUGGAACCAGUUUCUGAAGGUUAGUCUGUUUUUCUGAUCAGAGACCCCUGUACUUUCUUAUUACUGAAUGUUACGUUCAUAAACAUCAUAAGGUUUUUGCUUUUGAAAAAUACCCUAGUACAUAGAUAAGUCUUUAUAUAUUAUAAGUCUUUAUGUAUUUUAUACAUAAUGGCUUUUGCGUUAUAUAUUUUACCCCAUCAAGUCUGAAAGACAGGUAGGGAAUAAAAGAAUGUCCAUGUAUGUUGAGGAGGAAAUAAAUUAUUGUUUUUGAAGAGUCAUAAUGCUGGUGGAAGAUCUGGAAUUAGGAAAUAAUUAAAAAUAAUAACAAAAAAGCACUUAUAAAAACCAGAGGGAACUAGUGGGCUCUGGUCAUCUGAGCCAAUGGCUGUGCUUUGUGAAUGGGACCAAAUGAAUUCUGUGCAGGUUUAUCAGCUUGAAAUGCAUUGUUCAAUGGACUGUUUCAGUUUUUGUGAAAAACCAGAGUGAUCGUGACCAGCUUCAGAAGACUGCAGAAGGCUCUGUUGUUUUUGUGUCUUCCUUGCUCUGAAAUUGCUAACGCGCACGUGGUAAUGGGCAGUUUUUAAUGCUCUAUGUAAAGAUAAAGUUAAGCUCAUCAUUUCUGUAGCCUUUAUUAUAUUUAGUAUGUCUUUAUGUCAGGAAAAGUAUGUGUUUUGAUCGAAUUAUGAGAUGUACCUUUCAUUUCUGUAUCAGAGCACGUUCUAAAAUGCUUGUGUACCUUGCCUGUCCUCUGAGUAGAUGGGUGUUUUAUGUAGUUAACAUACAUGUUUAGCAUUCCCAUGUGAUAUUAUGUUGUUAAUAUUUCAUGUGUGGAUCACUUUUGUAGCAUUUUCCAGGAACACAAUAAGUACACAAACUUAUGUAGGCAUUCAGCUCAUUAGAGGAUACUUCUGUUUGUAUCUGUUUGUAUAGCAUAGACAUUAAGCUCCAUCCUGUUAUUUUUUUUUAAAUUUCAUAUGCAUGUUUAUUUGAUAAAAAUUCAGAUCUAUUAAAAUCGUUACUUCUUUAUUUUAUGAAAUAUAUUUAGAGAUGCACAAGUUCAGAGGUUUUGUGAUACUCAUGACAUGUAUUUUGUAUACAGACAACCACAGAAAUAAAUGUAUAAUUUUACAAAGAGUUUCAUUCAAAUUCA